CAAGAUCAAAAACAAAUACAAAAUUUAAAUUCAAUUAUACAACGUUUAAAAUUAUUAUCAAAUCCAUUGAUUUAUAAUCGAUUAAAACAACAGCAGUAUAUACAAAAUAGUCAUCAAUAUUAUCGAUUAUUACCACCGCUAUCAUCAAAAAUAAUCAACAAACAGAAGCAAUAUGAAUCUAAAAAUCAAACAACAACAACGAUGAAAAAAUCAGAAUCACUACAUCAAUUAUUAUUACAACAAAUGAUUAGACAAAAAAUGUUGACAGUAAAACAACGUAAACAUCGCCAUACAUAUUAUCAUGAUGAUCAUCAACAUCGGAAUAAUAAUCAUCAUCGAAUAAAAUCAUCAUCAUCAUCAUCAUCAUCAUCAUCAAUUAAUCAACGACAAAGAAGUGCACGUUUGAUUGAUUAUCAAUCGAUAUCGACAAAUAAUAGCAUGGUAUCAUCAGCGCCAAAAAUUAUCUACGAAUUAGAAUGGAUGAAAUCCGAUAAUGAUUUACCAGAAUGUGAAAUAAAUCAAGUUUGUAAUAAAAUUGAUACAUAUUCAACACCAUGGAUACAGAAAUCAUGUCGUUGUCAUUCACAACAACAACAACAACAACAACAACCAUGUUCAUUAUCAUUGAAUCCAAAUGAUGGUCAUACAAUUAGUGAAAAAAAUAAACAAUAUAAGCUUUGUGAACCAAUUGUAAAGAAAAAAUUACCAACAUGUCGUUAUUUUCGUGAUAUAACAUGGACAAUAACAACAAUUUCAAUGGCCAGAUCAUCAUUAUCAUCAUCAUUGGCUCCAGAACAACAAAAAUCAGCACCAACAACAACAACAACGACGACAACCACAACACAUCAAAAUGAAAAUAUAACAAAACAGGAAAUAAAAUGCAUUUGUCCACCAAAUAGUGAAGCUUAUAUAUUAAAACAUCAUGUAUAUAAAACAGCGGAAGGACAAUUAGGUUAUCGUUAUUAUUUUGCAUGUUCACCUGAAACGAAAUUACGUUGUAAACGUAAAGAACCAUGUCGUUUAUUCACCGUACGUAAAGGAAUCUAUUCAAAAUCAAUAGAAUCUGUUACAACAAAUACAUUAUGUCAAUGUGAAAAUGGUUAUGAAUGUCCAAAUAAUCAUCGACAAUCAUUAUCAUCAUCAUCAUCAUCGAUUAUAAUGAUGGGUCAAACAUAUCCAAUGGAUAAUAUACGUACAUAUAGUGGUUAUUGUUAUCCAACAACAACAACAACAACAAAACAAAUCAAUCAAUCAUCACCAUUAAUGAUAACGAUAAUGAUUCAUUCAAUGAGUACGUAUCAUAUGAUUGAUGAUUAAUUAACACUUUACUAACCGGAUUAUUG
This is a messenger RNA of Dermatophagoides farinae (American house dust mite), 1343 nucleotides long. RefSeq names its product protein argos (gene aos). Lineage: Eukaryota; Metazoa; Arthropoda; Arachnida; Sarcoptiformes; Pyroglyphidae. The record is from RefSeq and is a predicted model, not a curated record.